AUGGCAGAAUUCUCCCCCUCUCGUAAACCUUGUUCUUGUUCCCCACGCACGUUGAAAUCUGGGAAGAGUGCCGCCCGCGCCCCUGCUUCUCGUGGCCUCUUUGCCUCGUCCAGCAUGGAGUGGACGAAACCCCGCUCGCAGCCCCAGUUUGCAUAUCCGCUGCAACCGCAGCUCUGGUAUAACCAGUAUGACGACGUCAACGAGGAAGAUAAACAAGAGGCAACGCUUGGCGUCGAUCGACAUGGCUGUAUUCACGCGUCGCAGCCACCUCGAUCGCCUUUGCCACGAAAGUCGGAACUUCCAAGCACACCUGCGUACAACGGAAUGGCGUUUCAGUCGCUGGGCUUGCCGCAAGUGGAAGAAGCGACGGAGUUCCAGCCGCUCUAUUUGCUUCAAAGUGGUUCGUUUUUCGACGGGACAACGCUGCCAGCGCUACCUCCUCAGUCACAGCAGGAGGGAUCAUUAUCACUGCCUCAACAGCAGUUCGGUAUGCAAGUGCCAGUGCAGUUUGCUUCGCAGUACUCGGAGCUUCCAGUAGAGCCAACGAGUCAGUAUUUGCGACCACUUCCGACAUUAUCGUCAUCGACGAUGCAAAUGCCCUUCAGUUCGACCAGACCACCGGUGGAUUAUUUUCACGAAGGUAUCUCAACUCCCCACAUCGCGCGUAGCUCAGUGCCGACAUUGCCAGCAAAUUUUGCGUCUCUGGAGCAACAGCAGCAUUUUUUGCCGCCGUCCCUAUUGGAGUACCAGGAAGGAGACUUUGACAAUGACAUUGCGCAAGAGAUCUCGUCGAGCAUGUUCCAUGCGUCAGCGAUGUCUGCGGAAUUGUCGGAGCGAGAACGACAGAACAGCUGUCCAGCUCGACCGAACCUGAGCGUCAGUGGCACACCUCCUACUUGUCUAUCCGCGGUUGCACCGCUAAGCAGGCCUAAGCGAGAGGGUGCGUUGCGAGAACCGUUUACGGCAAUGGCAGUGACCGACAAGCCCAAGUUUUCGCCCGACAAACGCAAACUGUGCUGCGUCGAAGGCUGUUUGAGCCAAGCCCGAGCCUUUAACCGAUGUAAACGGCACGGUGGAUCCAAGCGAUGUUCGAGUCCAGGCUGCACCAAGAGCGUGCAGAGUCGCGGACUGUGCAUCCGUCACGGCGGUGGCUCACGGUGUCAAGAGAGUGGCUGCACACGUGCAUCCCAGAGUCAUGGUCGGUGCAAGCUGCACGGCGGUGGCCGUCCGUGCAUUGUGGCAGGUUGUGACAAGAAGGCGCAUCUCAAGCGUCUUUGUCGCAAACACGGCGGCGGCAUCAAGUGCCGUGUGGCAAACUGUGAAAAGUGGUCUCAGCGUCAGGGCAUGUGCAUGACGCACUCGAAGGUGGCUGGAGGCCCGCAACCGAGUGGCAUUGGAACGAUCGGCGAGCUGGAUCAUUUUGGCCAGAACGCGCUAUCGUUGCCGGCGUGUUCAGCCUCCUCUUCGCCGUUGUCGCUUUCUACGUUUUCGGAUGCUGCAUAA
Hyaloperonospora brassicae is the source of this 1503-nucleotide messenger RNA. The record is from the annotation of a GenBank genome assembly. NCBI's taxonomy places the organism in Eukaryota, Oomycota, Peronosporomycetes, Peronosporales, Peronosporaceae.